AUGUCCGCCCGCGAACAAGCCACUUUCGAGAGCAGCAGUGAAGACAACCAGCCUGCAACUAAUACUCGUCCACCGGAUUCUGACGACAAAAUCGAAACCAAGGCGGCGCCGAAACGUGGUCUGAAGCGGGAAGGAGAGGGUCUGGUGAAGCCAAAAUCAGUUUCGCCCAGCACUCCCCGGACCCCGAUCGUGUUUGAUGCCGAUGCGGUAAAGCGACUGGACCGCGUGGAGAUGUCAGCCGAGGCGAAGCAGGCGUACUUGAAGUUGCGGUCCUUCCUACCGGGUAUGACUGUGGCCCAACGCGACUGGCCCCAGCGUUUGCGGCAAUCUUGGGAACGGCAUGCCAAGGUGGCGAGGUCUCGAUACUUCUGGAUCGAGUACGGACAUUACGAUGAGGGCGGGUAUGUGUCUGCGAACCACCCCAACUCGGACCUGAGCCGCGACAGGAAGGCGUGGCUGCUCCUGGUGGCUGACUUGUAUCGCAUGGAGGGGCACAGAGUCUUCCAGUACCUUUAA
Messenger RNA from Aphanomyces invadans, 516 nucleotides. RefSeq lists its product as hypothetical. The transcript is spliced from 3 exons. Bases 1 to 516 code for a protein of 171 amino acids. NCBI's taxonomy places the organism in Eukaryota, Oomycota, Saprolegniomycetes, Saprolegniales, Verrucalvaceae. The record is from RefSeq and is a predicted model, not a curated record.